ACCUGGGCUCGGCGCUGGGAGCGCGCACGGGCGGGCGGGCGGGCCGGGGGCGACAUGGGGAAAUUCCAGUCCAAGCACGCCGCUGCAGCCUUCAAGCGGAGAGAGAGCCCCGAAGGGGACAGCUUCGUGGUGUCUGCGUACCUGGGUGGCCGCAGAGGCACGGAGGAGGCGGAGCGGCGGGGCUGCGUGGAGCACGGCCCAAGGGACAAGCAGGGGCUGCCUGGCGGGGACCCCAAGGAAGGACCUUUCCGGGACGACCUGUGUCCCCUAGAGGUGGCCCUGCCGCCGGAGAAGGCCGAGGGCCGAGAGGGCCCAGGACAGCUCUUCGGCACAGAAGAUGGAGAAAGAGCAGCGAACCGCGAGGGCCCCCGCGGGCCGGGCAGGCGGCGCCUGGACGUGGACGCGCUCCAGUGUGACGUCUCGGUGGAGGAGGACAGCCGCCAGGAGUGGACGUUCACGCUCUACGGCUUCGACAACAGUGGCAAGGCCACCAGAGAGGACAUGUCCAGCCUGAUGCACACCAUCUACGAGGUUGUCGAUGCCUCGGUCAACCACUCCUCGGGCAGCAGCAAGACGCUCCGAGUGAAGCUGACUGUCAGCCCUGAGCCCUCCAGCAAGAGGAAGGAAGGCCCCCCCGCCGGCCAGGGCCGGGAGCCCACGCGAUGCAGGAUGGAGGGGGAGCUCCCCGAGGACCCCAGGGUGGCCGACAAGAGGCUGUCCACGUCCAUCAGGAGGCCCACCGCCGACCCCCACCCCUGCUCCGAGCGGGGGCUGUACUGCGUGGACGAGAACACGGAGCGGAGGAACCACUACCUGGACCUGGCGGGAAUCGAGAACUACGCGUCUAAGUUCGGACCAGGGUCCCCCCCGACGCAGGCCAGGCAGGAGCCCCCAGCCAGGGCCACGCACCCGCAGGGCCGGUCCCGCUCCCAGGAGUCGGAUGCGCACACCGUGCACCAUCGCCGCUGCCUGGGGCCGGUGGAGCCCGCUCUGCUGGCCGCCGAGCCCGCGCCCCGGGCCCUGGACCUGCCGCCCCGGCCGAAGGGGCCAGAGAGGCCGUUCCUGAGGUCCCCGCAGGGCUCGGGGCGACCACCUGGGGCCCCCAGCGGGGGCAGGCCCGGGAGAGCCUUCAGCUUCCACCCGCCGGCCCCCCAACCCCAGGCCCCGCCCCUGGACGGUCACCAUGUCCCGCAGUCCCUGCCUCCACCCUACGGCCACAGGCGGUGCCGGCAGAGGGGCCGGGAGGGCCCCUCGCCGCUCAAGGCCACACCAGGCCAGCCCGCGGCGCUGGAGCCCGAGGCGGCGCGGGAGCUGCCACCCGCGCUGCCGGGCGAGGCCUACGCGGUGCCGGCGGUCCAGCGCCACGAGCAUCACCACCACCACGAACACCACCACCACCACCACCACCACCACCACCCGGCCUAGCGGCCCCGACGGCGCUGGGGACCCACGCGGAGGCGCCUCCGCCCUCCUCGGCCAGGAGGCGUCGCACACCAGCGGCAUCCCCAUCCCGAGCUUUCUGUGUCGUCCAUAAACACGUUCGUACGCGUAGACGCCUGCACCUGCUUCGGUCACGAUGCCAAAGCAAGGCCCGCGGGGUCGAAGGGACCCUGCUCGGACGGCCUUGGCGUGUUUUCCUCUUGGAGCCGCGCUGUGGGUGCUUCUCCUGUGUGGCAGGGGGUGCGAGACUUGUCACUGGCCCCGGGUGGCCGGGGGCUUUGUGGCUCCCGUGGCUCAUC
Mesoplodon densirostris (Blainville's beaked whale) is the source of this 1739-nucleotide messenger RNA. It is a transcript of the gene NKD2, whose product is annotated as NKD inhibitor of WNT signaling pathway 2. NCBI's taxonomy places the organism in Eukaryota, Metazoa, Chordata, Mammalia, Artiodactyla, Ziphiidae. Bases 55 to 1425 code for a protein of 456 amino acids. Gene Ontology annotation, cellular component: cytoplasm. The record is from RefSeq and is a predicted model, not a curated record. Gene Ontology annotation, biological process: negative regulation of Wnt signaling pathway. The transcript has 10 exons.